ACAGGAGGAAUCGCUCAUUUCGACUUCGAAGAAGGCGCAAUGCGGGCAUUCCACUCCACUUUCUCACAAUCCACAACAAAGGGAUGCCUUUUUCACUUCGGGCAGUGCUUGCAGAGGAAGCUCUCCGAACUUGGCCUCAAGACCCUCUAUUGCGGAAAUGGAGCGCACGCCGAUGAGAGGUACAGCAGCAUCCGGGCUUGGCUGCGCAGAUGCUCUGUGUUAAGCCUUCUUCCGCCUGAGCUCGUUCACCCUCACUGGUCGAUCUCGUUGAAGCCGUCGAGACCUCGGAUCGACGGAGACCCCAGGAUAGAUGGAGCUCUGGACAUGUAUGUCGAGUACUUCGAACGCCAAUGGCUUCAGAACGUGGAUCUUUGGAACUUCUGGGACGAUGCAGACCACAUCCGCACGAAUAAUCACGUCGAAGGUUGGCACAACUCUCUGCGUGCCAAGUUUCACAGUUCCCCUCACAUGUCUCUGUCGAAAUUCCUUGUGGAGUAUCAGUGCGACGUACACAAUACGAACCAGGUGCGGAUUCGACAGCUACUGAACGGCGCCCCGCCCAACCCACGACAUCCGAACUAUGCGAGAAACAACAUGAAUAUUGAUGACGCCCGGGCAUCGUUCUCUUGGACAUACGAAAGCUACAGUUCAGGGCAAAUGACCCUCGAAGCGCCUUUCACGAAUAUAAUAGAGCAGUUUGCCCACAACAUCAACUGCUACCUGCAGCGCGUAUCGUACUUACUAGGCACCAGCUAA
Molecule: messenger RNA, 756 nt
Organism: Ornithodoros turicata
Lineage: Eukaryota; Metazoa; Arthropoda; Arachnida; Ixodida; Argasidae
Exons: 3
Coding region: 40-756 (238 amino acids)
Source: RefSeq, a predicted model, not a curated record